AUGGAGGCUGACACACGCACCACAUGGGAACAGAAGCUGGGAACUUCAACGAAUUUCAUACCUCUGCAGGAGUUAGUCAACUUCCUGGAGUCAACAGCAAGAGGCAUGACUCCAGAUGAUCAACAAGAAUCAACGAUUCCUCAAAGGCCUAAAGAAAAACCUCACCGUGGAAAAUCACCGCCUCAAUCACGUGCUUAUCAUGCCGCCGAAGCAACAAGUCAACGCGAGGAGCCUCAACACAUUAAGCCUGCUGAUUGCUGUGCGUACUGCAACACCAAGCAUUUCAUUGGAAAGUGUCCAUCAUUUCUCAGCCUCUCAGCGCAGAAAAAACUAGAGCAUCUGUCAACAACACGACUAUGCUACAACUGCUUCGGUACACACCUGGUGACGAGAUGCAAGUGCACUAAAUCUUGCAUGAAAUGUCAACACAGGCACCACACGCUGUUGCACAUGGACCCAACAGACAGAGAGAGACCAACGACAUCGACAAUCAACAGCGGUCCAGAGCAACCAUCAACGAGUGCGGAAUCAGGUCGUCCAACAUCAACUCAGUCAACUAGAUCCAACGAGAAAUCAACAGCUUCAACGACUAGCCAGGGGAUUUACGCCCCCCUGAGUCAAGUCGAAGAAUCUACUCAAAGGAAGUCGGUCAACGCAGAGGACGCUAAGUUCUCCCACAAAUCAACGGAUCAACGACUAGUGCUCUUGGCUACGGCAAAAGCCAGGGCAUUCUCCAAAAAGCUUUCAUUUAUUUCGGAAAGCCUGGUGCAUCAACUUCAACUACAACGACGACAUUCAACGAUUGAACUCACCGGAAUUGGUGGAAAACACGCAUGUUCAACGAGAGGGAUUGUGGCAAUCACGCUCCAAUCAACGAAACAGCCAUUUCAACAAGUUGAGAUCAACGCCCACAUCCUGCAAAAGCUAACCUCACGGUUACCAACGUUCUCAUGCUCAUCUGCAUCAAUCGGAUCACUGCAGCAGCUUCAACUGGCAGAUGAGAACUAUUCAACACCUGGACCUAUCAACAUAAUUAUCGGAGCUGACAACUACGGGAAAAUCAUCGGCAACGGGAUUGAAAAAUCCAACGAUGAUCAAUUGGUUGGCCAACUAACAACAUUCGGAUGGAUCUUAUCCGGUCCAUUAUGCAACACAACGUAUUCAACGAGGACCUCCUUAUCCGCGGCAAGGGGAUCUUCCAACGAACAAUUAACGGAGCUUCUACAAAGAUUCUGGGUCCAGGAAGAACCACCAAUCUCAACAAAUCCAACCAACGAGCUCACACCAGACGAAUUAGAGUGUGAAGAACACUUUCAACGCACUCAUCAACGAGACACUUCUGGGCGCUACAUUGUGCGACUGCCACUUCGCACAUCAACAGCAGCGCUCGGAGAAUCGAGGAAUAAAGCGCUUCGUCAGCUCCAGUCGGUGAAACGAAGACUAAACGCUAAUCCUGACUACAGCAAACUUUACUAUGACUUUAUCAACGAAUACGAAGCACUUGAUCACAUGCGACGUAUACAACAAUCAUCAGAACCAGCAACAAAUUACUACCUGCCACAUCAUGGGGUUCUGAGGGAAGAUUCGCUAACCACGAAGCUUCGAGUAGUCUUCAACGGCUCCAACAAGACAUCAACGGGUAUCUCACUCAACGACAUCCUCCACGCGGGCGGAAAGCUCCAAGUGGAUGCAAUGGAUGUACUCACAUGGUUGAGACGACAUCGACUCGUCUUCGGCACCGACAUCGUUAAGAUGUUUCGACAAAUCAACGUACACCCUGACGAUUGGAAUCUUCAACGCAUUCUUUGGAUAGACGAAAAUCAACAACUUGUGACAUACCAACUAACAACGGUCACAUAUGGACAGAAAUGCUCUCCAUGGCUCUCUUUGAGAGUUUUUCAACAACUCGUCAACGAUGAAGGUCAACGAUUCCCUGCAGCAGUGCUACCGCUAACUAAAGGCCGUUAUGUCGACGACAUUUACGGUGGAGCGGACUCUGAGGGAGAAUUCAAAGAAAUGAUAAUUCAACUUCAACAGAUCUGCCAGGCGGGCGGAUUUCCACUUCAAAAGUGGACCAGUAAUCGCCCAGAGAUACUCCAACAGCUCAACUUGUCAACGGGACCGGCAGGUACAGUGCAAUUCGAGGAAGCAGUCAUCAAAACGCUCGGAUUGUGCUGGCAUCCAGCAACAGAUUUAUUUCAAUAUAAAUCUAGAACAUUCAACUCAACGAGCUUCACCAAGAGGGUACUGCUAUCGGAAAUAGCUCAAAUUUUCGAUCCUCUUGGAUUCAUCGCACCAGUCAUUGUUCGAGGAAAAAUACUCAUCCAAGAGCUAUGGCUGCUCAAACUCGCUUGGGAUGAUCAACUUCCACUCGACUAUGUUCGAAGGUGGAAAGAGUUCAGGGAGGAACUCACGCAACUAAAUCAACUGUCCAUCCCAAGAUGGCUAAAUCUAUCUCCAACGACUACCAACGUACAAAUACAUGGAUUUGCCGACGCAUCAACAGCUGCCAUGGGAGCAGUCGUUUAUCUACGAGUUCAACGAGACAACGAAAAACCAACAAUCAGCUUGGUGUGUGCAAAAACAAGAGUUGCACCACUGAAAAAGCUGACGAUUCCACGCCUGGAGCUAACCGCGGCCCUUCUGCUAACAAAAAUUGUCAGCUGGGCACAACGCACAUUGGAAAUCAACGGAGAGACAUACCUUUGGUCUGAUUCUUCAGUAGCUUUGGCAUGGAUCAACAGCCAUCCAUCGAGAUCGAAGGAAUUCGUUCACAAUAGAGUAACGAAAAUCCAGGAAGAGUUACCAACAGCCGUAUGGAGACAUGUUGGUGGGAUUUACAACCCUGCUGACUGCGCUUCACGUGGCAUUUCACCGAGUCAACUCAACGAACAUCACCUUUGGUGGAAAGGGCCUGACUGGCUAGCAAAACCGCCGUCAGACUGGCCACAAAAUACAACCAGUGCUCCAACGGAAGUCUCUCUUGAAGAGAGACCAGCAACAGCUCACCCAGUAGCUGCUGAAGCUAGGCAGCAUCCACUGACAGAGUUCCUCAACAGAUAUUCUACUUUAUCAAAAGUAUUACAAGUCACCGCAACGAUGAAUCGAGCCAUCCAACGACUUCGACGACAACCAACGCCCGAAUCAUCAGUAUUAACAACGAUAGAACUCAACGAAGCGAGGACAUUCUGGGUUAAGGUAACACAACACCAAUACUUUGAAUCUGUGUUUCAGAACUUGAACAGAGAUAUUCAACUACCUCGCCAACAUCCACUGGCCAAGCUCACCCCGAGAAUUGAUGAUCAAGGAAUUCUCAGGCUUGGUGGACGACUAAAGAACUCAUUACUUGAUUCAGACGAGACUCAUUCAAUUAUCUUACCACGACAAUCUCGCCUGACAACGCUCAUCAUCAACGAAGCUCACCAGAAAACACUCCACGGAGGAGUUCAACUCACCAUGGCUCAUAUCAGACAACGAUACUGGAUCGUUGGUGGCAGAAAGUCAGUGCACGCAUCAAUUCUGCGCUGUGCUAUCUGCACCAGAUUCAGGGCAACACGAGCCCAACAGUUAAUGGGUCAACUGCCAACAGCUAGAGCAACGCCUUCAAGACCAUUCCUGCAUACUGGAGUGGACUAUGCAGGGCCACUUCCAAUCCUGAAGUGGAGACCAACGAACGCGCAACCAUCAACGGUUCAUAUAGCGGUUUUUGUGUGUUUCACAACCUCAGCUGUUCACCUUGAACUGGUCAACAGACAAACAACGGAUGCAUUCAUCGCAGCAUAUAAACAAUUCACUGGAAGGCGAGGCAUUCCAGCUAUCAUGUAUAGUGACAAUGCAACGACAUUCGAAGGAGCAGCCAACGAACUCAACAGACUAUACAUCCAAGAAUCUCCAGAUAACCAACAAAUUAGAGCUGCUCUUGCUUCCAACGGAACCCAGUGGAAAUUCAUCCCACCAAAUGCUCCUCACUUCGGAGGCAAGUGGGAGGCCGCUGUAAAAUCAACAAAGUAUCAUCUACGACGAGUAUUGGGAACAACAAUGUUAACAUACGAAGAGCUCAACACGAUCCUGAUACAAAUCGAGGCCUGUCUCAACUCAAGGCCUAUUGUUCCGAUGAGAGAUGACCCAGAUGACCUUCAGGCUCUUACACCAGGGAAUUUCCUCAUCGGAGAACCUCUUCAACUACUCCCGGAGCCAUCUCAACUCAACACAAAUAUCAACAAAAUCACACGAUGGAAUCUGGUGACCCAGAAAAUACAACAAUUCUGGUCGAGAUGGUCCAGGGAGUGUCUUCAACGUUACCACUCCAUCUACAAGUGGAAUCAACAGCAACGCAACAUCAAGGUGGGAGAUAUGGUCCUGAUGAUCAAUGAUGAUCUCCCUCUAGCACGUUGGCCACUGGCGCGAGUCAUUGCGAUAAGGCCAGGGGCUGAUGGACUAGUGAGAGUCGCAGAACUGCUCACAGCAACACCAGAAGUCCCAACGAAUCCAGAUGGAUCACCAUCGACACAGAACAUUCGGGUUCAACGACAUCAAUACACCAGACCGAUAGCAAAACUUUGCUUGCUACCAACGGACCCAACACCAGCAGACCAACAAGAUGACAACUAG
Diachasmimorpha longicaudata is the source of this 4611-nucleotide messenger RNA. RefSeq lists its product as uncharacterized. Gene Ontology annotation, molecular function: nucleic acid binding. The transcript has 3 exons. Gene Ontology annotation, biological process: DNA integration. NCBI's taxonomy places the organism in Eukaryota, Metazoa, Arthropoda, Insecta, Hymenoptera, Braconidae. The record is from RefSeq and is a predicted model, not a curated record. Bases 1 to 4611 code for a protein of 1536 amino acids.